Rhodofomes roseus is the source of this 816-nucleotide messenger RNA. RefSeq lists its product as uncharacterized. The annotation marks the transcript as partial. The transcript has 2 exons. NCBI's taxonomy places the organism in Eukaryota, Fungi, Basidiomycota, Agaricomycetes, Polyporales, Fomitopsidaceae. The record is from RefSeq and is a predicted model, not a curated record.
AUGGCAUCGCCGGACGGCCCUAAUGAUGGGCGAGGAGACACCGGACUUGAACCGCAGACUGGAUCAGGACCAUCGCUUCCGGUGCAGGGCGACAAGGGGCCGGAACCGUCUGCAAAGUACAUAAGCCCUGAUCAAGCAUGGGCCAAGUGCGCCCAAGACGCGUGGAGCGACGAAACAGGUCGAGUAAAGAAAUGGGACGACGAAAUAGACAAUCUACUCGUUUUCGCUGGUCUUUUCUCAGCGAUCCUGACUGCUUUCGUCGUUCAGUACUACCCGACGCUACAAACGGAUGCAAACACGCAGCCUCAGAUCGUUGUGACCAUGGCCUUCAACCAGACAAACGUCACUACGACGUAUUCUACCCCCGACUCUUCGGAUACAGCUCCGGAUGCAUUUACGGUUGCAAUCAACGCGCUCUGGUUUCUGGCCCUCGUUCUCAGUAUCGCAUCCGCGUCGCUGGCAAUCAGUGUCAAGCAAUGGCUGGCCCAUUACGUUCCUUCCGACUCGGACAUAGGUCACACUCGCCUCCGUCUACACAUCUGGCAUCUGCGUUCCCGCGGGUUGGCCCGUUGGCAUGUGCCUGAAAUCGUCGGGAUCCUUCCACUACUGCUUCAGAUAUCGGCGACUCUUUUCCUCAUUGGAGUCGUGCUCUUCCUGUGGACGUUGAACAAAGCGAUCGCAUGUCUGAUAAUCAUCCCCGUCUCAACGUUACUGUUCUUCACCGCGGGGAGCACCCUUGUUCCGCUCGUGGAACUCGACUGUCCUUACAAAUCGCCAGUGUCGUGGUGGCUAUGCACUAUCGUGUCACACAUUUUC